AAAACCUAUAGUAUAACAUAACAUGCACAUUCUUUUCAUAGUAUUGAUUGCUUUUGAAAAGUUCUUGUAUAAUAAUUGUAGAAUUUGUGGAGGAUGUGCUAACCACACCAACAUAUCAAAGAAGUAGGUCACACUUUCAAGAAGCAAUAAAUAAAUAUCUAUAAACUACAAAAGUUUAUAUCCUAAAAUAAACUUCAAAAAAUUCUUCAAGCACUUAGAAAAAAAAAAGAUGAAGUUUGGAAAAGAAUUUGUGUCACAAAUGGUGCCAGAAUGGCAAGAAGCAUACAUGAAUUACAACUCACUCAAAGCCAUUCUAAAAGACAUUUCAAAGAUCAAAAAACUAAGCAAAUCAAAGUCACCAAUGGCCUCAACACCAAAAGGAUCAUUGAGGAGAAGGUUAACUCUCUAUAGAGCCUUUAGUGGUCUUAAUGUUAAUCAAAGGUUUUCUCCAAACAAGAGUGAAGAUGAAGUUAUACUAGUUCGAUCAGAAGAAGAUGAUGAAGGUUCAAAAGGGUUGUAUCAAACUGUGUUUUUGAAGAGUUCUGAAGGUGGGACAGAAAGAGAUCUUGAGUUUUUUAAGAAACUUGAUUUUGAGUUUAAUAAGGUUAAUGUGUUUUAUAAUAAGAUGGUUAAGGAAGUUGUUGGGGAAGCUGAGGAGUUGAGUAAGCAAAUGAAUGUUCUUAUUGCUUUUAGAGUAAAGGUUGAUAAGAUUGGGUUUGAAAAUCUUCAUAGCAAUGAAACUAUUUCUUCUUCUUCUUCAAGUUCUAUUAUGCAUCAUGUAAAUGAUGCUCAACAUGGUGACUCACAUGUACACAUGGAUGUGAUUCAAGAAAUUGAGAUGAGCAAUGAAAGUCAAUUAAAUGAUGAAGACAGAAACUAUGUGGCACAAACCAUUCCUAAGAAUUCCAUUCAGGGUUUUAGACCAGCUUCUCUAGAGAUUCUUGAUCAUGUAAAGAUCAAUGUGAACACACCAGAAACUCCUGUAUCAACCAUAAAAGGGCUUUUACUAAGUUCAAAAACUGAUCAAGCUUUUAACAAGAAAGAGCUUAAGAAAGCAGAUUUGCUACUUAGCCAAGCCUUAAAGGAAUUCUAUCAUAAGCUUAGGCUUCUAAAAAAAUACAGCUUCUUAAACUUGUUGGCAUUCUCAAAAAUCAUGAAGAAGUAUGAUAAGGUCAGUUCAAGGAAUGCAUCAAAAGAUUACCUAAAGAUGGUGGAUAGUUCUUCUGUUGGCAGCUCAGAUGAGGUUAAUAGGCUUAUGGAUAGGGUGGAACGCGCUUUCAUUAAGCACUUUGUGAACGGAAAUCAUCGAAAAGGAAUGAACACGUUGAGACCGACCAAGAAAAGGGAGCGGCACAGAACAACAUUCUUAUUAGGACUAUUUACUGGCUGCGCAAUCGCUCUCAUCGUAGCGUUAAGUAUACUCAUACAAGCAAGAAAUAUUCUGUAUAGUGAAGGUAGAACUAAAUAUAUGGAUAACAUAUUUCCACUUUAUAGUCUCUUCGGAUACAUCGUCUUGCAUAUGAUCAUGUACUCUGCGAACGUAUACUUAUGGAGGCGUUUUAAAAUCAACUACUCAUUUAUAUUUGGAUUCAAAGAAGGAAAUGAGUUAGGUUAUAGACAAGUAUUUCUUCUCAGCUCCGGCCUAGCCGUACUUUCUUUGGCUGCUGUUCUCUCAAACUUAGAUAUGGAGAUGGAUCAAAGAACAAAAACUUUCUCAACAUUUACCGAAUUAGUGCCUUUAGGCCUUGUCCUAGUUGUGCUUGCCAUAACAUUUUGUCCCUUCAAUAUCAUAUAUAAAUCGAGCCGCUUCUUCCUUAUUCGAUGUGCAUUUCAUUCCAUGUGUGCUCCUCUCUACAAGGUCACUUUUCCGGAUAAUUUCUUGGCAGAUCAACUUACCAGCCAGGUGCAAGCGUAUAGAAGUUUGGAAUUCUACGUUUGCUACUAUUUUUGGGCCGAUUUCAAGACCAGAUCAAACAAGUGCUCCGGAAGCGAAAUCUAUAAAACAUUUUAUUUAAUCGUAGCUAUUAUUCCAUUUUGGAUCCGGUUUCUUCAGUGUCUGCGCCGAUACCUUGAAGAAGGAAAUACAAUGCACGGACUCAACGGACUAAAAUACGUCUCGACAAUAGUUGCAGUUGCAAUGAGGACUACUUCUAGUGAGUUUCACCAUGGACCUGUUUGGACAGUUCUGGCUGCAAGUUCAUCAGGCAUUGCAACAAUUGUUAAUACGUAUUGGGAUAUCGUCAUAGAUUGGGGUCUGCUAGAAAGAAACUCGAGAAAUCCAUGGUUGCGAGAUAAACUCGCUGUACCAUACAAAAGUGUAUAUUUUGUUGCUAUGGUGAUGAAUGUUAUACUGAGGCUUGCAUGGAUGCAAUCUGUUUUAGGCAUUAAGGAUGCUCCUUUUCUUCAUAGAACAGCUUUGACAGCUAUUAUGGCUUGUUUGGAGAUUCUUCGACGCGGCAUUUGGAAUUUUUUCAGGUUGGAGAAUGAGCAUUUGAACAAUGUUGGACAGUAUAGAGCAUUCAAAUCAGUGCCUCUUCCUUUCAACUAUCAAGAUGAUGAUGAUGAAGACAUUACAGAAACAUGAAACAAACACUAUUGCUAGAUGAAUUUACAAUAUAUACUUGAUUAUGUAUGUCAAUUUAUUGUUAAAUUUUGUAAUUUCAAAAUGUAAUAUUCAAAUUUCACCAUGAAUAAUUGUAAAAUAGUUAUUAA
Molecule: messenger RNA, 2712 nt
Organism: Vicia villosa (hairy vetch)
Lineage: Eukaryota; Viridiplantae; Streptophyta; Magnoliopsida; Fabales; Fabaceae
Product: phosphate transporter PHO1 homolog 9-like
Exons: 11
Coding region: 230-2584 (784 amino acids)
Biological process (GO): phosphate ion transport; cellular response to phosphate starvation
Cellular component (GO): trans-Golgi network; Golgi apparatus; plasma membrane
Molecular function (GO): inositol hexakisphosphate binding
Source: RefSeq, a predicted model, not a curated record